AUGGCGGCCGCGGAGCGGGCCCGCCUGGUCGCGCCCCUGCUGCUGGGCGCGGGCCUCGCCGCGUGCCUCUGCGCGGCCUUCGUGCCAGGGGGCGCGCAGGGAGCCAGGGCGGCGCCGUCCGCAGCCGCGGCCCCCGCCCACGCCCGGGACGCAGGCCCCUCCGCUGCCCCGGAGGGCGCCCGGGGCUGGCAGGCGGCCGCGCGCGUGCUGGGAGGCGCUGCGCUGGGCGCGGCCUUGCUUGCCGUCUCAGGGGCGCCCGCAUCCGCUGAGAUCGAGGACGUCGCCAUCCCCGUGGACGGCAAGGGUAAGACCAGGAAUUUGUCCAAGGAGGAGCUCAUCCGUGGCAAGCGCUUGUUCAACGUUGCGUGCGGCACCUGCCAUGUCGGCGGUGGCACCCGCACCAACCAGAGCGUCGGCUUGGGCAUCGAGGAGCUGUCCGGGGCUUUUCCCCCGCGCAACACGAUCGAUUCGCUGGUCGACUACAUCAACGCCCCCACCACCUACGACGGCCUCAAGGACAUCUCGGAGGUUCACCCGUCCAUCAUCGCGGCGGACUUGUGGCCCAAGAUGCGGUCAAUGAAGCAGCAGGACCUGUACGACAUCUCUGCCUAUAUCCUGUACCAGAAUUACGUUAUCCCGGAGAAGUGGGGCGGCGGCAAGCAGUAUUACUGA
Prorocentrum cordatum is the source of this 672-nucleotide messenger RNA. The record is from the annotation of a GenBank genome assembly. Lineage: Eukaryota; Dinophyceae; Prorocentrales; Prorocentraceae.